Molecule: messenger RNA, 21379 nt
Organism: Coregonus sp. 'balchen'
Lineage: Eukaryota; Metazoa; Chordata; Actinopteri; Salmoniformes; Salmonidae
Source: the annotation of a GenBank genome assembly
AUGGGAAUGAACAGCGUAAACGCACUGGACUCCAAGGACACGCAGGCUCCUUUGGGGAUGGUGAUGUUGGUGGUAGUGACAUCGGGUAACUUGGUCAUAUUGGAACGCGCGCCGCCAACUUUGGUAGUGUUCACAGUCACUGCCGGGGACCUUGUUGUAGGCCUACGCCCAAUGUUUUGUGAGUAGACCUAAAACAGGAGAGCACAGGGGCGCGUCAAUGGCCACAAACUUCAAGUAUGAAAAACAAUUCAAGAAACUUGACAAAUCUCAAUCACUUUCGUCCGACAAAAUCCAAGAGGGCAAAAAACUAAUGUGUAAAGUUAGUAGCCCUAUGGCAAUAUGUUUAAGACUACAUUUUUAAGUGCAAUCACCUUGUGAGAGAGGCAGUUUCCCAUAGCCAAACUACAUUAGCCUAUGGAUCUUGAAGUAGGUCAACUUUAUUAGCGAUUCAGUAUAUGAAGGGAGGCAUUACUGUUUCACAUUGCACUCGUCUCAAAUUAAGGCAAGUUAGAGUUUUACACGUCAGACUGACAACACCCGAGGCCAAUUAUCUGCAUAUCGAUGAGAACCCGUUUCUGUAAACCAUAUGGAAUAGCCUAUGCUAUUACACCUGUUGAAAUGCCUAGUCCAUUCCCCAGAAUGUUGGGUAGGCCUAGUGUAAUUAAAUAAAGUGGGUUCAUUUUACAACUCAAACAUGGCAAAGAGUAUAUCAUUUCAGAAGAAAAGUUCUUACUUGUGAUGACAAAUGCAUGGCAAGGAGAAGGAAGCCAAUGUAGGCAAUCACCAUUUUAGUCAUUUUUUUGUUUUUUUCUCAGCCUCAAAUAGGUGAGGAGUGUAACUGUUCUGGCUAUUUUUCUCUCACGGUAAAUGAUUAGAGUACAAAUCCAGGGGAUUUUAUAUCCCCACCGAAUGUGACCUGAUCCUGCAGUGUGCGAAUGAUUUUGCCUUCGCACAAUGCAGCUGAUUCAAAUAACUAACUCAUUAGCAAGCGUUGAUUAUUUGAAUAUUUGAUUAUUUGAACCAAAAGGGGGGGGGGGGGGGGGGGGGAGCUUGGGAAACCCUGCCAUAAACCACACCAAGGAGACCUCUUCCUUUACAACAGUGUUGUCAAAUUCAUUCCAUGGAGGGCUUACUGUCCGCAGGUUUCAGUUUUUUCCCUUUCAAUUAAGACAUAGACAACCAGGUGAGGGGAGUUCCUUACUAAUUAGUGUAGCGACCUUAUUUCAUCAAUCAAGUACAAGGGAGGAGCGAAAACCCGCAGACACUCGGCCCCUACGUGGAAUGAGUUUGACACGUGCUUUACAGCAUCUUUGGGUUAUACUGUCAGCAAUUCAAAUAAUAGCCUUUGUGUUUUUAAUCACGGUAUUGUUUAGGCCUAUAGAUCACGGUUAGUGAUCACGGUUGUCCUCCCUGAACAUAAUGGGGACAUUUUCUACACUAGGCCUAUAGCUAUUAUGGAAUAUUCUGCUGAUAAACGGCAAAUAAAUGUUUUACACAAAAACAGGUCUUAUAGUGACCUCUUGUGGUAAAUAUAAACUAUUUACCACAAUGACAACUAAUUUGUCCCUUUACAGUUUCCGUAGUAGUUUUUUACAUCCAGUACUUCCGGAAAACAAGAAAAAACGAUCCAGUGCUGUAAGAGGUCGCAGUCAGAUCGAGGACAAUAUCACAACAAUAAACCAACCAAACGCUCUUUUUUUUGUUUAGAAUUUUGGUAGGUAGAAUAGUACGAAGUGCUUGCCUCUCCAUGCUGCUGUGCCGCAUUUCAGCAGUGAGCCAGAGCCUAGCGAGAUGGGGAACGAGUGUUCCGAGAGGCGCCCUACUCCACCCCGCACUCUCCUUCAACUCCAGCCGUUGUCGAAAUGUCAGCUCCACCGAAGGCAGUGUUCACCCUGCAGCCGCCCAGGGAGCGGGGCCGUACCGCGACAGUGUGUUGCUUCCCCGCACUGAAUUCCCCAUGAAACUAACCGGACAGAAACUCAUAGAUCGGGAGGUACAGAUACAACAGGUAAGAAGAGCGCUCUGGUCUAGCUAGCUAAUGUCAUACUAACAAGUUAGCUAUAUAGAUAGCUAGUUAGCUUACCAGUGAGCCACAUGUUUUGAAACAGGCGUGUGACCGAUUGCUAAGAAAUGUCAGAAAAACAAACAAUAGGUUAGCUAACUAGGCCUUUCUCCAUGAGACGGUGUCUGAAAUUCAACUAUGUGCCUGUGUUAUGACUUAAGACUAUAUUGAUUCUGUCUGUGUCUAGGAGUGUGGCUUUGCAGAGCUCUACUCAUGGCAGAGAGAGAGGAAGGCCAAGAAGGAAUACUGUCUCCACGAUGGCCCCCCAUACGCCAAUGGGGACCCACAUGUGGGACAUGCCCUCAAUAAGGUGUUGUUAUUUACUACGUUUACAUUUUAGUCAUUUAGCAGAGAAUCCAGCUGUACAAUAUUUCUCAACUGGACUUGAAACCAGAACAGAGAUUAAUCAGUACUAGCUCUCACUGGCAAAACAAGGCCUUAUCAUAAUGCUUCUUUGGUGUUGUGUGUUCCAGAUCCUCAAAGACAUCCAAAACCGCUUUGAGAUGCUGAGGGGGAAACAGGUCCACUAUGUCCCAGGCUGGGACUGCCACGGGCUGCCCAUCGAGCUGAAGGCACUGGGAGAGCUAGGAACCAGUGGACUGAGCCCUCUGCAGAUAAGACAGAAAGGUCAGUGGGGCAGGAAACAGACAGCUGAUACAUUACUGGUCGCUUAUUGUGGAUGGAUGGAACUGACUAGGUAUCAAACCCAGGUCGCCAGCGAGACCCAGCUAGGAUCAUGUUCGCCUAUUGAGCUGAAAGCGUAGGCUGUUAAAAGCGUAGGCAUUCGCUUUUGGAGCUUACACAAAUAUUCAGGUCUCACUGAAACACCAAAACAACUCUGCCUAUUGAUUGAAUAGAAUCUGAUAUAAUAUAACAUAAUAUAAUAUGCCAUUUAGCAGAUGCUUUUAUCCAAAGCGACUUACAGUCAUGUGUGCAUACAUUUUUGUGUAUGGUUGGUCCCCUGGAUCGAACCCACUACCCUGGCGUUACAAGCGCCGUGCUCUACCAGCUGAGCUACAGAGGACCACUGUGUAAGUAUGACACCAGAAAGUCAGCUGUGUGUGUCUGUUGAUAAACUCUGGUCCCUCUGCUCUCCUCUCCAGCUCGGGAGUUUGCGGAGGGGGCUAUCGCUCGUCAGCGCGCUGCCUUCCAGCGCUGGGGAGUGAUGGCGGACUGGGAUAAGUGCUACUACACCUUUGAUGGGACUUAUGAGGCAGCUCAGCUUAAUGUCUUCCAGGACAUGCACAGCAAGGUGGGAUAUAUUCUAUUCAAUUUGGGACAGCCUGCCUCUCCAGAAGAUCUUUCAGGAGCUAACUGUUUGUUCUUUUGUUGUAAUUUCUAGGGCCUGAUCUACCAGGACUACAAGCCAGUAUUCUGGUCUCCUUCCUCCAGGUAGGCAGCACUGAGUGUCUCCUGGAUAUAGUCUCUGCUACAUAGCUCUUCCACAUAUACAAGUAUGUGGACACCCCUUCAAAUUAGUGGAUUCAGUUAUUUCAGCCACAGUAGUUGCUGACAGGUGUAUAAAAUUGAGCACAUAGCCAUGCAAUCUCCAUAGACAAAGAUUGGCAGUAGAAUGGCCCGUACUGAAGGGCUCAGUGACUUUCAACGUGGCAUCUUUCCAACAAGUCAGUUUGUCAAAUUUCUGCCCUGCUAGAGCUUCCCCGGUCAACUGUAAGUGCUGUUAUUGUGAAGUCGAAACGUCUAGGAGCAACAACGGCUCAGCCGCGAAGUGGUAGUCCACACAAGCUCACAGAACGGGACUGCCAAGUGCUAAAGUGCAUAGUGCGUAAAAAUUGUCUGUCCUCGGUUGCAACACUCACUACCGUGUUCCAAACUGCUUCUGGAAGCAACGUCAGCACAAGAACUGUUCGUUGGGAGCUACAUGAAAUUAAGUUUCCAUGGCCGAUUAGCUGCACACAAGCCUAAGAGGUUUAUGUUUAAUUUAUUUGCACCAAAGAAAACAAGUUAUAGACAACAAUACAGAUAAAAACAACUUUUUUUUUGAACGGGUGUGGUUGGAAGCCCAGGGGCUGAUAUGAAAACCACACCACAAAAAAUCAAUAUACAAUACAUAAGUACAAAAAUAAAAAAGGUUUGUUUUGCAGAUAACAAAACCUACUGUUUAGAAAUGAUUUGAUUAGUAAUCAUGAUCACCAUGCGCAAUACAAAGCGUCGGCUGGAGUGGUGUAAAGUUCGCCGCCAUUGGACUCUGGAGCAGUGGAAAAUCGUUCUCUGGAGUGAUUAAUCAUGCUUCACCAUCUGGCAGUCCGACGGACGAAUCUGGGUUUGGCGGAUGCCAAGGGAAUGCUACCUGCCCCAAUGCAUAGUGCCAACUGUAAAGUUUGGUGGAGGAGGAAUAAUGGUCUGGGGCUGUUGUUCAUGGUUCGGGCUAGGCCCCUUAAUUCCAGUGAAGGGAAAUCUUAACGCUACAGCAUACAAUGACAUUCUAGACGAUUCUGUGUUUCCAACUUUGUGGCAACAGUUUGGGGAAGGCCAUUUCUGUUUCAGCAUGAUAAUGCCCCUGUGCACAAAGCGAGGUCCAUACAGAAAUGGUUUGUUGAGAUCAGUGUGGAAGAACUUGACUUGCCUGCACAGAGCCCUGACCUCAAUCCGAUCGAACACCUUUGGGAUGAAUUGGAACGCCGACUGCGAGCCAGGCCUAAUCGCCCUACAUCAGCGCCCGACCUCACUAAUGCUCUUGUGGCUGAAUGGAAGCAAGUCCCCGCAGCAAUGUUCCAAUAUCUAGUGGAAAGCCUUACAUUUUUACAUUUUAGUCAUUUAGCAGACGCUCUUAUCCAGAGCGACUUACAGGAGCAAUUAGUCGGCUCGGGGAUUAGAACCAGCGACCUUUCGGUUACUGGCACAACGCUCUUAACCACUAAACUACCUGCCGUCCCAGAAGAGUGGAGGCUGUUAUAGCAGCAAAGGGGGGGGGGACCAACUCCAUAUUAAUGCCCAUGAUUUUGGAAUGAUAUGUUCGAUGAGCAGGUGUCCACGUACUUUUAGUGUAUCUCUGCUGCAUAUCUCCGCCCUCACCCCUCCUUUCAUUGUCCUCCUCCUCACCUCUAAUUCUUCCCCUCUCUCUCUCUCCCCAGGACUGCUCUUGCGGAGGCAGAGUUAGAGUAUAACCCACAGCACGUGAGCAAGGCAAUCUACACCACCUUCACCCUGGUCACCCUGCCGCCUAAGAUGGCGGAAGCUGUAGGGGAGUUGGGCAGCAUUUCUGUUUUGGUGUGGACCACCCAACCAUGGACCAUCCCAGCCAACCAGGCUGUCUGCUUUAUGCCCAAUGCCCAGUAAGUGGCACUGUUAACAGACAACCCCCACACACAUACCUGCACCUUCAGUGCCAUACGAUACAUCUCCCAUCUUUUGUAAAUGUGUUAUAAUAUCUCACCCACAGGUACUCAGUAGUGAAGAGGGCAGACAGCUCACAGCUCCUCCUAGUGGCCACUGAGCGCGUUUCCAGCCUGACAACUCUGCUGAGCACAGAGCUGGAGAGUGUGGGCACCUUCACAGGUAAACUGGACACACACACACUCAGACAGACACAUUGUCUUGUCACCUGUCAUUCUGUCACGUUCUCUUCCCAUCCCCACCUCCAGGUGCAGAACUUGAGGGAGGAGUCUGCCAGCAUCCCACCAUUCCCAGGAAGGAGGUUCCAUUGCUUCCAGCUAAUUUUGUGACCAUGGGCAAAGGAACGGGAUUGGUCCACACAGCUCCUGCCCAUGGGAUGGAGGACUACAGUGUGGCCUCGCACUUUAAACUGUCAGUGGUGCGUUCCUUUAGUUGACUAAUAUAUCAAUUGUGAUUGACAGAACAGUAUGAGUUCACCAACUUGGAUGCCAGUCUGUUUCUGAUAAGCCAACUUCAGAAACAUUCUGGCUUCCAGGCUAAAAGUUUGUAAGUCUUUAUGAACUUCCAAUGACAUUUGUUCUAGAGAUGGGCACGGUUUGUAUUUCUAUUUAUCAAGGAUCCCCAUUAGCAGCUACUCAUCCUGGGGUCCAAUCUCUUCCUGGGGUUAAUCGUAUGCUAUUUUCCCCACUUUAAAUAGCAAUUACAGGCGCUCAUCUAAGAGUUUCCACAAUACCUGACACAGAUCAAUACAAAACACUCACCAGAAAGAACUGAUUGUUACAAAAAGGUUAUCUUAGCGAAAAUCAGACUUCUCUUUCACUGUUGCUGUUUGCCAAACUACCGAAGAAAAGCAGCAUGUCUGCUGUUUACCUCUGCCGUGUACAUUUGUGUCGUUCUGAUUGGUCGAGAGUCAGUAGCAUUUUUUGUGUGUAAUUCUUUAAAUAAAAAUGAUAAUUUCGACUAUCCGUAUAUCUAAAUGUCAUGAUUAUUAUUUGAAUAGUAAAAUCAUUUCAAAUACCCAUCCCUAAUUUGUACGGCUGUGUGUGGUUGCUCUGUUCUAGGAGUGUAUCGUGGAUGAGGAAGGCCGGUUCACUGAGCUGGCUGGGCCUGAGCUACAGAGUCAGUCUGUGAUGGGGGAGGGCAACGAUACAGGUAGGAAGAAACUGUGUGUGAGCGACAGGGAGGAGAAUGCUUAACUUAUAUUGUCUAGUUCAACUUCUUGCUCUCUUUGUACAAGCUUUUGUGUGUUUUCUGUGCAUGUCAGUGAUCUCCAUGCUGAAGGCGGUCGGUUCUCUAGUGAAGGAGGAGGAGUGUGUCCACAGUUACCCGUACGACUGGAGGAGUAAAGAGCCUGUAGUCAUCAGACCCAGCAAACAGUGGUUCAUUAACAUCGCCAGCCUCAAAGACAAGGCCAAGGUAGGAAUCACACACUGAGGAUCACUCUUACAAACAGUCAAUGAUUCUCAGUUCUCACUGCGAUACAUUGAAAAUGAUUCUUUCAAACAGGUGAUGAUUCUAAAUCUCAAACACUUAGAAAAGGUCCCACUCAAUAAGACUUCCUCUAGUCUAGAGCAGGGAUCAACUAGAUUCAGCUGCCGGAUAUAUUUUUAUUUUCUUUAGCGGAUAGUCAGGGGGUUGGAUUACAAAUCAUUUGUAGACUGCAAGAAGCCCAAACAAAUAUAAUAUUUGACUAAAACAUUGAUUCGAUUUCUGCUCAGAAAACUUGGGGAGCCAAAUAAAAUCAGUUGGGGAACCCUGCUCUAGAGGAUUAAGAAACUCUUUCUGACUGUGUGUGUAGGAAGUGCUGGCUAAGGUGCGUGUGAUCCCAGAGUCGGCGAGGGGCAGUCUGUUGGCCCACCUGGACAGAAGACCGUACUGGUGUAUCUCACGCCAGAGGAGCUGGGGUGUGCCUAUACCUGUGUUCUACCACAAGGAGACAGGAGAGCCUCUCAUUAACAAGUAAUUACACACACAAACAUUCACACACACACACACACAACACCACCCAGCUCUGACCCCUGCACUCUCCCCCUACAGGCACACUGUAUCCCAUGUGGCCCAGCUCUUCUCAGAGAAGGGCAGUGACUGCUGGUGGGAGCUGCCCCUGGAAUCUCUACUGCCCCCAGAGGUGCUCAAGAAGGUGAGUCACUGCUACUUUCACUCGCAAGUCAUUGAAUAUGGUUGUAUGAUUAAGAGAUGAUUUUAGCACCUUGCGUGUGAAGGUUAACGUGUGUGUGUGUGUGUCAGAGUAAAGCAGGAGAGGUAACCGACUACGAGCGUGGAGAAGAUGUGUUGGACAUCUGGUUUGACAGUGGAACCUCCUGGGCUGCUGUUCUUGAAGGUGAGGCUCAGUGUUAGCUAACCUGGCAAAGCUACAUACUACUGCUGCCAAGUAUUCUUACACUAACGAUUACACUUGUGUUCUCUUAGAAUUCAAGGCUGUGUCUGAAGGUAGUCUUCUUAGCUAGGCCUAGCUAAAUCACAAUUUGCUAAGUGCCUACCUAUGCUCACACAGCCAGUAAUGCUAAGUGUCCUUACUGCACUAAGCAGUUAAUGAAUACUGUACAAACUGCCUGGUAAUGCUAUCUCUCUCUGGCACAUGGCUUAUCGUGAAUUGCUUAUGCAUUAGCAAUUACUUCUAUCUCUUAUGAAGCGUGUCUAGUCCUCUUACAUCAGCAAUUAGCUUCAUCCCCCUCUGGACACACUGUGAAACCUCCUUACAUAAGUGUUUUAUAGUCAGAUAAUGAAGACUUGAAUCUGUUUGAAUAUUGUUCCUGUUGUGUCAUUUGGCAAGACAGACAUCCAACAUACAGACACAUGUAAACCACAUCAUUUCCCAAGGUUUAUCCAUGUUGUCCAUGUGAGUGGUUGUGUUGUGUUUUCAGAGAUGAAGAAGGAGAGUGACACUGACUCUGAGUCACGGCUCAGCUGGCUCCCUACCUCCCUACGCAGACCCCUGGUGCCAGGUUAAUAACCCAACCCCCCCCAGACCCCUCCUCUACUCAUCCCUCCAGACCCCUGGUGCCAGGUUAAUAACCCAACCCCCCCAGACCCCUCCUCUACUCAUCCCCCCAGACCCCUCCUAUAACCCCCCAACCCCCCACCAGACCCCUCCUCUACACCCCCAGACCCCUCCCUAUCCCCCCAGACCCUCCUCUACACCCCCCCGACCCCCUCUACACCCCCCCCAGACCCCUCCUCUACACCCCCAACACCCCCCGACCCCUCCUUACUACACACCCCCCCAGACCCUCCUCUACACCCCCCCCCGACCCCUCCUCUACACCCCCCCACCCUCCUCUACACCCCCCCGACCCCUCCUCUACACCCCCCCGACCCCUCCUCUACACCCCCCGACCCCUCCUCUCACCCCCCCCCAGACCCUCCUCUACCACCCCCCAGACCCCUCCUCUACACCCCCCAGACCCCUCCUCUACACCCCCCAGACCCCUCUACACCCCCCCAACCCUCCUCUACCCCCCCAGACCCCCUCUACUACACCCCCCCAACCCCUCCUCUACACCCCCCCAGACCCCUCCUCUACACACCCCCCCAGACCCCUCCUCUACACCCCCCCCAGACCCCUCCUCUACACCCCCCCAGACCCCUCCUCUACCCCCCACCCCUCCCACCCCCCCAGACCCCUCCUCUACAACCCCCCCAGACCCCUCCUCUACACACCCCCCCAGACCCCUCCUCUACACACCCCCCCAGACCCCUCCUCUACACCCCCCCCAGACCCCUCCUCUACACCCCCCCAGACCCCUCCUCUACACCCCCCCCAACCCCUCCUCUACACCCCCCCAGACCCCUCCUCUACACCCCCCCCCCCCCACACACCACCCUCUACACCCCCCCAGACCCCUCCUCUACACCCCCCCCAGACCCCUCCUCUACCCCCCCGACCCUCCUCUACACCCACCCCCCAGACCCCUCCUCUACUCACCCCCCCAGACCCCUCCUCUACCACCCCCCAGACCCCUCCUCUACACCCCCCCCAGACCCCUCCUCUACACACCCCCCCAGACCACUCCUCUACAACAACCCCCCAGGACCCUCCUAUACACACCCCCCAGACCCCUCCUCUACAACCCCCCCCAGACCCUCCUCUACACCCCCCAGACCAAUCCUCUACCACCCCCAGACCCCUCCUCUACACACCCCCCAGACCCCUCCUCUACACACCCCGCCCCCAGAACCCCCUCCUCUACACACCCGACCCCCAGACCCCUCCUCUACUCACGCCCCCACCCUCCUCCUCACGCCCCCAGACCCCCUCCUCUACUCACGCCCCCAGACCCCUCCUCUUACUCACGCCCCCAAGACCCCUCCUCUACUUCACCCGACCCCCAGACCCCUCCUCUACCAACCGCCACAAUGACCCACUCCUCUACUUACCCCCCAGGACCCGCUCCUCUACUUCACGCCCCCAGACCCCUCCUCUACUCACGCCCCCAGGACCCCUCCUCUACUCACAGCCCCCAGAACCCCUCCUCUACUCACGCCCCCCAGACCCCCCUCCCUCUACUCACGCCCCCCCAGACCCCUCCUCUACUCACGACCCCCCAGACCCCUCCUCUACUCACGCCCCCCCGACCCCUCCUCUACUCACGCCCCCCGACCCCUCCUCUACUCACCGCCCCCCCGACCCCUCCUCUACUCACCCCCCCAGACCCCUCCUCUACUCACCCUCCCCGCACCCCUCCUCUACUCACGCCCCCAACCCCUCCUCUACUCACUCCAACCCCCAACCCCCUCCUCUACUCCACGCCCCCAGACCCCUCCUCUACCACCCCCCAACCCCUCCUCUACACACCCCCCCAGACCCCUCCUCUACACACACCCCCCCCAGACCCCUCCUCUCCCAAAACCCUCCCCCAUACCCCUCCUCUACACACCCCCCCCCCAGACCCCUCCUCUAAAACACCCCCCCAGACCCCUCCUCUACACACCCGCCCCAACCCCUCCUCCUCCUCACCCCCAACCCCUCCUCUACACCCCCCCCAGACCCCUCCUCUACAACCCCCCCCAGACCCCUCCUCUACACCCCCCCCCUAACCCCUCCUCUACACACCCGCCCCCAGACCCCUCCUCUACUCACACCCCCCCAGACCCCCUCCUCUACUCACGCCCCCAGACCCCUCCUCUACUCACGCCCCCCAGACCCAUUUUCCCCCAGACCCCUCUCUACUCACGCCCCCCAACCCCUCCUCUACUCACGCCCCAGACCCCUCCUCUACUCACGCCCCAGACCCCUCCUCUACUCACGCCCCCAGACCCCUCCUCUACUCACGCCCCCAGACCCCUCCUCUACUCACGCCCCCAGACCCCUCCUCUACUCACGCCCCCAGACCCCUCCUCUACUCAUCCCUCUUUUACUGCCUCCAUCUCCUCUCUCUAUUUCCUUUUUUCUAUUUAUCUUUCUUUUUGACUCUCUCUCUCUGACUCUCUCUCUGACUCUCUCUCUCUCUCUGACUCUCUCUCUCUCUGACUCUCUCUCUCUCUGACUCUCUCUCUCUCUCUGACUCUCUCUCUCUCUGACUCUCUCUCUGUCUGACUCUACCGCUCUCUUUCCCUUCUCCUCAGUAUGUUUGACUCUGAGCACCUUGUCUGGGAGCUGAGCACCUUAAGGAUUGGUUCUCUUUCAGGAUUCACUCCCUAACUGCACUCUUUCUGUCUAGUCAGCAGUCUGUCUCUCUUUGGCAGCAAGGGAGGAUGUCCCCCUGAAAGCCUGGUGUCUGUACCUGUGCUACUGUCUAAGGCAGGAGCACUACAGUAUCCAAGCCUCUCUCUAACCUCUACAGUACCCUGUGGCUUUGGAAAGCUGCCUCGCCAUUUAACGUUUCUGUACUGUCUCUCUGAAGGCUGGCCAAGGUGGAAUGUCUGUCGCUACUGCUUUAAUAUGCCAUUUAGCAGACGCUUUUAUCCAAAGCGACUUACAGUCAUGCGUGCAUACAUUUUUUUUUGUGUAUGGGUGGUCCCGGGGAUCGAACCCACUACCUUGGCGUUACAAGCGCCGUGCUCUACCAGCUGAGCUACAGAGGACUUUCACACAGGGCAUUGGUCAAGGCAUGGUUGCACAAUCUUGGUAUACUUGUCAUGCAUUGUCUCAAUGUCCUCACUAACAGUGGCUGUGGUCUCUGUCGCUCUAGACUUUUCCUACCUCUGUGGACAAAGUCAGUGAAGUUCCCCUGAUACUAACCAUCUGUCUUUCCUCUCUUUUUGCAUGAAUUGGUUAAGAACAAAACACUGCAAAGAACUAAACAUAUUUUUCCACUCGCUCUCUAUCGCUCGCUCUCGAUCUCUCUGAGUCAGACUUGAGGGCUGAUGUGUAUGUGGAGGGGAAGGACCAGAUAGGAGGUUGGUUCCAGUCCUCUCUGCUCACCAGUGUCGCCGUGCAGAAAAAGGCACCCUACAAGUCAGUAAAAUACUUUUCUAUCUAAGUGUUUUCUGUAAAUGUGUCCGUAAGAAAGCCAGAGAAGAAAAUGUGUAUUCAUGACUUUCUCUCUCAUUCUUUCUCUCUCAGGGCUCUGAUGAUACAUGACUUUGUGAUCAGUGAGAAAGGAGAGAAGAUGUCUAAGUCUUUAGGCAACGUAGUAGACCCCGAUACAGUCAUCCAUGGGGGGAAGGUGAGAGGCUGUGGAUGAGACCCACCCUUACUGGAGAAACACAUAAGUGUUAGUCCUUAAAGGCUUUCACCCUACCCCUCUCAUCUCCUAUAUCUUUCCCUCUCUUUCUCCCAGGACCCCAGUGUGUCUCCUGCCUAUGGAGUGGAUGUGUUGCGUUGGUGGGUGGCAGAGUCCAACGUCUUCUCUGAGGUCCAGAUCGGCCCCAACGUGCUCAACUCAGCCAGAGACAGCAUCAAUAAGGUGAGUCUCUCAUGGUGUCUACUAUCUAUGGGUCUGUCAGUCUGUCUGAAAAAUGUCUAUCUGUGUGAAAGUCUCUCAUUACCUGCUUGUCCACACUGGCACUGCUGUAAUAACUUCUCCUUUUGUCUUUCUAGUUGAGGAAUACCCUGAAGUUCUUGCUGGGGAAUCUGCAGGGUUUUGACCCUCGUACUCAGGCAGUGGACCCUAAAGAAAUGCACUACAUCGACCAGUACCUACUGCACCUUCUACGGGACUACAGUAUGAAGAUGACAGAUGCCUACAAUGAUUUUGGUGCGGGCAGGGCCAUCCGCCUACUCCAAGCCUUCAUCACCAGAGACCUCUCCAGGUUCUACUUCAGCAUCAUCAAGGACAGGUACGGAUACUCUUGCUAAAUACUACUACUAUUGUUAUUACAUUGUCUACUACUCCUCUAUUACACUUACGACAACACUACAACUACUACACUGUCAUUACUACUAUAUGGCACUAUUAAUAGUCUGUUACGACUACUCUCUCGCUCUCUCCCUCUCCCAGGCUGUACUGUGAUCCUGAGGACUCGUUGGGUCGGCGGUCCUGUCAGACGGUUCUAGAGGAGAUUCUGGACGGAGUGACGCGCUCCAUCGCUCCUAUCCUACCUCACCUGGCCGAGGAGGUCUACUUACACGCCCCAGGACAUAACGGUACGGCCGUGUGUGUGCGUGCACCUGUCUGAGUGUGUGUAUCAGUCUCAAUGACUCUGAAAGUCUCUGUAUCUUCAGAGGGGGAGACCCUGUUCAGGAGUGGCUGGAUUAAGAGCAGUCCUGUGUGGCGUAGGCCGGGAUUGGAGGAAGCCGUGGAGGGGGCAUGCGCUAUCAGGGAUUCCUUCCUGUCCUCUAUCCCAGGACGCAACGCAGCUGAGUAUGAGCUGACCAUAGAGAUUGAGCCUGGCCUACUGUUUGAACUCAUUGAGGUAAGGGGGCAGAAUGCACUCUGAUGUCCUCCACAUGUAUGGAAGUGACACUUUCAGGUCUCAGGAAGGCGACGCCAAGUUGGCUACCACUAACUGUACCUAUCUAAUCUCUCGCUUUCUCAGUCCCUCCAAGAUGAACCUACUUCCUCUUACUCCCAGCUAACAGAGCUGAUGAUGUCAUCGCGGACCACCCUGACCAGCGCCCUGCCCAGAGAUAUACCUGCCGAUGCCCUCAUCAGCAAGGGCAGUUUCCUCAUCAACCUUGAAGGUGAGUCCCAGCUAAGCUAACGCUAGCACAUUUACAACGCUGUAGUAGCUGAAUCCAAAAUGAAUCCAAAAUGAAACUUGGGGUUCUAUACAAUCAUAUCCGCUUUAGCUGACAUCUACAAAGCGGUUGUUUUGGCAGUGUAGGAGGUAGAACUGCGUUAGAGCUGUCAAAUCCACAAGCAGCUCCUGGCAUUAUACAUAAAGCGGACGUUGCCAUUGGCUGCACAAUCGCAUGAAGAGAAAUCCCAUGCGGCCUUGUUUACAAGUUCGAACACUGGAAUGUGAGAUGUAAUCCACCUCUGUUAGGCUGAUAGAAAUCCUCAUUAUUUAGUUUAAUGAUUUGUUUUAUUUUAGCGUCAUUAUUUCUAUAUAGCCUACACUUUCUCGUUCAGAACUUCUAAGGCAAGUGGGAUGGGUGUGGCUUCGUGACAAUGAUCAAGAUCAGCUGCUCACCGAUUUGACAGCUCCAACGCAGUUAAGCCAAUUUAUGCUUGCUCUGGCAAUGCGAUCCGGAGGCUCCGUAAGGAGGGUUUGACGCAGUUGCGUUAGGUGGGGGCAGGAGGUCCUGUAUAAUGUAGGCUUACCAGAGUGGCAUACCAUCAAAAACAAUGGAGAAAAUGCAUCCCAUAACAUUUUAACAUGGAAAUAGCUGUUCUAUCAUUCAGCCUACAGUAGCAGCCAAUGUGUGGUGUUCAAUGUAGGCCUACAUUCCAUGAGAAAAGAAAAAACCAUGCAGGGCUUGACACUAACCUGUUUAUCCACUUGUCCUUCAGACAAGGAGGUGACUGAAAAAUGUUGUUUGAUGCAAGAAACCACUUUACUAAAUAAAAUGCAUUAUUGUUCCCAUACCAUUAUUACAGAGAAUCAGACAAAUUAUGCUUCCCUCUGCCUAUUGGCUACUUAGCUUAUAAAACCCUGUCUCAAAAUACAACACUGCCCCUUUAAGACAAAAAAUAUAUAUACUUGCUUUUCAAAGAUGUCUAGAAACGUGUACGUUUUGUGCUCUUGUAGGAAGCAAUCAGUCCCCUAUUGCUGACUACAAAUGAUAUAUAACUGGGCUAAUAACUCACUAACUAGCAAAGGAUAUGAACAAAAUGUUCACGUGGCUUCGUGCAGCUCUCGCUUUGAUCUCAAAACAAGCGCAUCCACUCACGACUGCUCAUGCUAUAAACACAGUCCAGUUCAAAGUAAAUGGCCCAGAUCCAUAUAUUGCAAUGGUCUAUUUGCAUAUAGGCCUACUGCAGCUCUGAUUGUUUAUGCCGCACCGGUCAGUGUAGAGUACGGGCUGAGUAGUGCGUGUCAAUGCAAUAGAAUCCUACCCUGACGCGUUCUGCAUACAACAAAAUAUCUUGCAUAGUUCGUUUUCUUUCGGUAUGUUGCAUUGAAAGUGGCUAAUAUUGCAUUGAUUGGAUCACAAUUGCCAAAGUAAAGGGAAACGUUGAUAGUGUUAACAGGGAAAACUCUAGAACAGUGGUCACCAACCUUUUCUGUGUCAAGAUCACUUUGAGUCAAAAUGCAAGCCGAGAUCUACCGCUCAGAUUUUUUUUUUUAACAAAACGUAAGUCUAUGCAACAUUAAAAACAGGGCUCUAGGCUAUAGGCCCAAUACAUUAUCACCGCAUAUUGGCUUUGCUUGAAUUGCCCUGCCAAUGCAUUGUUGUUCGGGACUUUUUUAUUUAUUUGAUCACACCGGUAAUAGAUCUGUUGUUGUAUUACUUGUGAAGCACAGCUGAGUGAGCAUACAUUUAAAUAAUUUGCUUUUUAUUUUACUGGGCUGAUGGUGCCUGCAGCUGAUGGUCAGUCUCAGCGGAGGAAGAGCGCAGCAGACUUAGGGUCCACCUCUCAACAUCCCUCCACUCUCCCUUUCCUCCACUGACACUGACCAAAAAGGGACACCGUCUUCCAGAUGAUGGCGAAACUCGAGUCACACCACAUUAUUUUUGCCUCUUGCACAAAUUAAUGUUGUUACUCCUAUGAACAGAGAAAGUGAAAUAUUCCCCGAUAUUAAAGAAGACCCAAGCCGCUAAUAAUAACAACGCAAGCCUAUAGAUACACUUUCCUACUCAUUCAGUACUACUGCAGUGCUUGUUGUAGCGCUGAGUGGAAAUGGGAAGACUGUGUGCAUUUUAUGGCUUAUAAAAGUGUUGAAUACAAAGUGUUUACAGUGCUGAGUAAGAACUUAAACAUGAACUCAUUCAUAAAAACAGCAUUUCUUUGCUGUAUUCUUUGACAGGCUCUCUCUAGUCAUGGUUUUAAACAUUUUGAAAUCUCACAGUAUCAACUUUGCUGUAGCUUUCUUUUAUGCCUGCUACGUUACUGCAGACACUGUCAUCUGAGCCAUCUGAUUGGCCAGCGGUAGGCUUAUAGUGCACUUGAUCUGCUCUCUGGGCCCGCCGGGAAGGCAGAGUUUGUACCUUCAGACACAUUAAAUGUUUCAAAAUGGCAACAGUUCGCCUACCUGGCGUGCAUGGCAGCUGAAUCGGGUGCCACCUACCAGUAACAGCCCGAGACAAAAAAAAAAAAGGAACACAAGGCUUUAUCGUUGGGUUUUUAAGAGAGAUGUUUGGCAAUCAACUAGGAAUGCCUUGUAGAUGGACCAGUCGUUAGCGAUCGACCGGUUGGUGACCACUGCUCUAGAAAGUUGAGUGAAGUUCAAUCUCGUGCUUCUCUCUGUGGGUUGAUAUUUCUGCGCGGCAGUCCCAGGGGAGAUGCACGUCAGUCUCGGGUCUACUGCGCACACGCAGCUUAGAGGGAACAUUGCUGGUGAGGCAGGCUGCAAUGGAGGAGACACAGAUAGGAUGCAAGCAGAGAGAGGUUAGUAGUACAGUGGUUCCCAAACUUGGGGUCGGGGACUCAUAUGGGGUCCCCUAAAGUUUAAUUUGGGUCCCCUGAGAGAAUCUUUAAUCUUAUCAAACACAUGAAUAACUUGUUUCUCUUCAAAUGGGUAUAGAAUACAACAUUUUAGAUUAAACUAAGGGCUUUUUAUACAGGUGCACUUAAGCAAUACAGAAAACUGAAUUGCAGUGCAGCUCACAUGAGAUACUAAGAACAUGAACGUGAUGUGCAUAUUGUCAUUUUUUACUAUAGAAAAUUACAUUAGGCCUUCCCAAUAGACCUGCAUGAAAUUGCAAUCAAACAAUACAUUUCUAAAAAUGUCUUAUGUUUUGGUUUAUAUUGGUGGUUGUUCGUCUUAACUCGAUCACCCACUGGAGUCAAUAGUUUACCCCUUUAUUUUAACCAUUACGUCCCUUGGUUGCAACCUAUGUGUUGUGAUAAUUGCGUUGUUUGCUCUAUAACCUGUUAGUUCAUAUGCCUUCCCACUAUGAUAUAUAUAGGCCUAAGGCCGAAACUAUAAGAAGACACAGUGGCAGAAUAAAUUCAGCCACACCUUUUUUUCAUCACAAAACCGGAGAGCAACAUCUGUCCGGUGGAGUCCACAAAGCAUAUUGUAUGUAACAAACAGUUACAUGACCUACAGCAUGGUCAAUGAAGUUAAUGUUGCCGACAUUUUCGGAACCACGGCGCGUUACCGCAAGUCCCACACAGAAAACAGGAGCUGCCUCCACUAUUCCAGCACCACUUUUCAACAUCAUGCUUAGUCUAAUACAGUGACAACUAAAAGAUUCCAAAACCGAUUUAGUCCAAUCAACGUAAGAUAUCAUGUGCAAGUCCAUGGUACUGAUUUCUGUGUGUGUGCGUAAGUAGAAAAAACACGCUGACUUACCCUACUUGUAGAGGAACGCAAAUGACAUCCUCAUGUUGCCGAAACGGUUUAUAACUCUCUAAUACAGUACACGCUUUUAGUUUUUGUUGUCCUAGGCUACCUGGCUAAAAUGCUUGCUCGCUAGUCUUCCUUUCAUGGGCAACGUUAGCAAGUUAACAUUAACCUACUACAUCUAGCUACAUAUUGAAAUUCCAUCCUCUCAGGCCAGGGGCACAACAAUGUAUGAAUUUAUGGUUGGAUCAGAAUCGCCGUUAUAAUCAUUGGCCAGUACUUAAAAUGAAGUAAAACCACAAGUCCAAAUCCCUAUAUCCGUGCAUGGCUAAUUUAGGAAAGGUCCAAUUUUAGCUAGCUAGCCACCGGAGGACAACACAACAAGAUGCAACAAUUAGACGUUUGGCUUGAUGUGAUGUGAUUGGUGUGAAGCCAAAUCCAAACUGGCUUCCCUUUACACUUUUUGUUUUGGUGCUCCAGGACCAUUCACAGUUGAGCUCACUCAGUUUAUCGCAACGCUGAUUGGCUAUUAUUGUAUACUUUUUUUAUUUAUUAAGGGAGGCCAAAUUGUUUGUCAUCUGUAGCACCAUGAAAUCAGCCUAAACAAGCUCAAUAACUCAAUGCAUUUGCAUUUGCAUGCACUCCUAUUGAAUAUGCAUUCAUUCACCUGUAUAUUGUGAAUAGGCCAAGGCUACGUCUUGAUUUACCAUUCAAAUAAAUGAUUACCAUUAUGUAGUUAGAUUGGUUAAAUUGAUUGUAUCAUUGACUUAUUAAUGCAUACAUGGUUGUAAAAAAAAAAAAAAAAUGGAUGUAAAAAAAAACAUCUGAUAUUGAAAAUAGCAGUAGUUGAGUUUCUGUCUGUAACAAGUGCCAUUCUGUGACUUUGGCUAAUAUGCCUUUUUUUUUGCUGUGAUAUUGUUUUGGUAUCGAGUAUUGUGAUACUAAACCUGAUAUCAGUAUCUCUAAGUCAAUUUUGGUAUCGUGACAACACUACCUCAGACACCUCCAAAACUUAAGCUAUGCGGGUGUCUGCGAUCGCCAGUAAACACUUGAUCUGAUUGAAUCUAGACCUUAGGCUGUGUUUACAGGCAGCCCAAUUCUGAUCUUUUUUUCACUAAUUGGUAUUUUGAUGAAACAUAUCAGCUCUAAAAAAGAUCUGAUGUGAUUGGUCAACACCAAUUGGUGUAAGAAAUAUCAGAAUUGGGCUGUCUAAACGCAGCCAUAGUUGGUUCAAAAGACCUAAGUAUUUUAGGGGUCAUACAGUAACCUGGGUUGUAUUCACUAGACACCAAACCUUAACUUGUCGAAUAAGAAAUUUUUUUGUUAUGAAACGUUUUCUCUUGCAAAAUGUUUUAAUAUGGUGUCUGGUGUGCACUAAUGAAUACGACCUUGGUAACCUCCCUGAUCAUAGCCCCUAGUAACCUUCCCUCUCUGUCCAAUCAGGUGGGGUUAUCCGUGAGGACAGUGCUUACCAAGUAGCGGCAGUGCCCACCUCCAUGGCCCGGUGCCCGAGGUGCCGCCGGUACACCUCAGACUCUCCAGACUGCCCCUGCCCCCGCUGCCAGACCAUCCUUACCAGGGCGCAGUGACACCGCCGCCCGCACUGUCACCAUGACAACCUGCAAAUGGCCCUCUGACCUGGUCUGUCUGCUUGAACUGACCCCGUACAACCAGGGGUCAACAAAGAAAACACCCUGCUUAGCAAUGCACUGAGAGGGGUAACAGAGCGACAGCCUGACUGUCUGGCAGUUACCUAAACGACAUUACCUACAAUUUUUCAGCUCUUCAACUGACAUUGACUCUGGCAUAUUGUUGCUGCAUGCAGAGUGAGGAUGGAUGGUUUACAAGACAGGCUUCGUAAAACAAAGCACUCAUUUUUAUUUAUUAUUCAUUUGACAAAUAGGAGGGAAUUGUCAUUUGGUAUAAGAGCUAUGCAGUCCUUUUGAGUUCGUACGACACCUCUCCCAAAGAACAGCACACAUCAGUAAGGUUUCAGUGAUGUUUCCUAGAAAGGGAAAUGUAUUGAUACUCCUGGACCUCUCCUAUGAGGCACAGAGUGCAGUAAUAUACCUACUGAGAGAAUCAAGUCAUCGGGUCAGAUUAUUGUGUAUUAAAGGAUGUAUAGGGGAUGGUACAACACUGAGCGCUUUGGUUUUUAGUUUUUAUUCAUGUUUAAUGAUAAUCUGUAUAGUACUCCUAUCCCUGUCCACUUAUACCAAAUCCAUUAAAUAAAGGAUGAUCAGUAAAAUACACUUGGAAGCCAAAUAGGCACAAUAUUCCUAAAAGUCCUCUUUUAAACCAGUGAUUCCUAUACCCUUUGAACUCCAGAAAAAACCAAGGUGUCACUCAGUAGGGUACAAAUGUUACAAAACGUUAUAAAUAUCUGAGUCUGUCAACUUGAAUGGUCUGGAGAGAAUCCCGGGGCGCAUUCAGUUCGAUUCAACGUUUACUACGUUGCGUGGCGGUUUUUACUGAACGUCACGUUUCCCAAAAACAUUGAACAGACUUUGAAGUACGUUUGCUCCAUUUGGUGGGUGUGGGUUGAAGCGAUGAGUGAAGUAUUUAAAGGGCAGUGGUACAUUUAACCCACAACCCAACCUCUCCACGUGUUUCAACAGGUUCAGAACAGCACUGUUGCAGUUUUUUUCCAUACUCAACGCAGCCAUGUACUGCUACCGUUUGGAAAUUACCAUCAUGUAGCUCAGUUGGUAGAGCAUGGCGCUUGCAAAGUCAGGGUUGUGGGUUCAUUUCCCACGGGGGGGCAGUAUGAAAAAAUGUAAGUCGCUCUGGAUAAGAGCGUCUGCUAAAUGACUAAAAAUUUAAAAAAUGACCAGUGUUAACUGUUUAUUCUGCUGUCUGCCCCCAGUGGGGUCCCUCAGCCAGUGUCUAGAUUACAACUACAGAACAGUACAGUGGGUACAGGCAUAGCUAGUAGUACUGCAGCAUGUAUAAAUAACAGGUCUGUUUAUCAUACAUCAUCACUAAUCUGAGGGACAGCUGAGGAGGAAGGGAUGCUUACUGAACAAUCAUAUGGCACACACCCUGCAACCCCCUUUGAGUGGGUCGUUAAGUCUGAGUUAAAAGGGAGUACAGUACAUACAAGGGCUGCUAGGUAUAGCUGAGAGACAAAGUAAAAAUAAUUGACCAGUAGAAAGUGACACAAAUGACAUAUCCAACUCCAUCUAGCCCAUCAUAUCCCCUUCAGAAAUGCAGACUUAAACAUUGAUCAAUCUAAUACAAUAUGUUACUUAUUUGAAUCAGAGUAAGAUGAGUGAGCACUGGAUUGAAUUAAAUAAUUAAAAACCCAUCCUACCCCCCCUCCCUCUUUCAUUUACGCUUAAUUAGAUUCAACACUUUUUCAACUGAACACAUAAGCCUCCCUCUCAUAAAAACAGGGUACCUCUGCUUCCUGUACUGUACAUGAUAGGAAAUUCACCAGUUCACUACCUCUCUCGCUCCGAUCCUGGAUGCUAGCAAGGAAAGCAAGAAGGAAAUUGCAAGAAGCCAUCAAGUUCCCUCUCUUCUACUCUCUCUCUCUGUCCCCUCAGUCCUCCCUCCUCUCCCUCAGUCCUCUCUCCCCACGCCCCCUCUCUCAGUCCUCUCCCUGCAGGUCCUCCACAGCCUCCAGUAGGUGUAGUGCCAGGUUGUACUGGCCGUGGUUCUCAGGUAGAAUCUCUAUGAGGCGGCUCACCAGCCUGCUGGUCUGGCUCAGGGGCACCGACGGGCACCCCAGCUCACUGGGGUCCUGGGGACAACACACACACAGAGAUACACAUGAAUAGCAUCAGUAACCCACACAAAACUAGGUGGUUGAAUUACAGUUACACAAUAUGCUGUUAAUUGGUUAUAGGGUGACACAGAAGACUAGCUGGUCUCACCAUGGCCUUAAGACAGGUGUUAUGAAGGUGCCAUAACGUGGUUAUAGUGUGUAUUCAGGUGGCUGGUAAAUCUCGCUAUAGGCUUGAGACAGAUGCUUUUAAGCAGCUUGAGCCAGGUGUUCUACAGUGGAUAUAACAUGUUAUAAGGUAACACAGAGAUUGGUCUCACCAUAGCCUUGAGCCAGGUGCAGAGUGUGGGGGGGAGGCGUGCCAGCAGCUCCAUGGCGGGCUGGGUCUGGGUCUGGGUGUGGAGCAGGGAGUAGCUAAGCCUCUGGCCUGUUAG